UACAGAAUCUUAAUUAAACACUCUUUUUUUCUACCUACUAUUAUCUGCACAAAAGCAUGUCUUUUAUUUUUAAACUCUGUGACCGGAAGUUGCUUUUGCGUUGCAGGUGUCUUGACGGCGUUGCAGAUCGGCAGGUCAGGGAGGUUGAAUGAGUGUUUAGUGUUAGAGGGUCUCUGCAGGGAAGAGUUACUAUGGCAAGAGUUCUGCACCUCACUUUGCUUUUAUUUGUACAUUAUGGAUCAAUUGUUCUGAUUUCCACCAGACCUGCUGAUGACAACUCUGCAGUGAGACCCACUGUGGAUUCAGAUGCAACUUUUACUACAACUGUGAGCAGUUUUUCUACAGGAAACAGCACUAAUGUUCCCACCACAGGACUUUAUAGUAAGUCAACAACUAAACCCCCCACGACCACAGCAACAACUGAACGUCAGACUGAAGGUAGUGAUAAAAAAGUAGCUCCCAGAAAAGAAGCUGAAGAAGAAGAAGAAGAAGAAGGUCCUUUGGAAUUUGAAAAGAGGUCCAUCAGGAGCAUUAAGGUAACAAAGAAGCCCAAAACGGUCCCGAAGAAACCCAAAGUCAUCACCAAGAAGCCAAAGGUUGUUAAGAAAGACAAACCCCAGGUCAAAAAAAGUGUGAGCCAAUCAGUGACCAAGGAGACAGUCGAACAAUGUCCUCCGCUGGGUCUGGAGUCACUGAGGGUCAAAGACACUCAGCUGAGAGCGUCGUCCUACAAGCGCCGUGGUCUGGGCCCCCACCGCGGCAGACUCAACAUCCAGUCAGGGAUAGAGGACGGAGAUAUCUAUGAUGGAGCCUGGUGCGCUCAGUACAGAGACAAGAACCAGUGGUUCGAGGUCGACGCUCUGCGGCCGACUCGCUUCACUGGGGUCAUCCUGCAGGGUCGCAACUCCAUCUGGAGUUGGAACAUGGUUCAUUCCUACAAGGUGCAGUUCAGUAACGACUCUGUGGUCUGGAAGCCGUGUAUGAACGGGACCGAAGAGGCUGUGUUUGAAGGGAACCAGAACACAGAGAUAGCUGUACUCGCCCUUUUCAACACCUCCACAGUAGCGCGUUACAUCCGCAUCAACCCACAGACCUGGUACCAGAACGGGACUCAGGGUGAUAUCUGCCUGAGAGCAGAGGUGUUGGGCUGCACAGUCCCAGAUCCUAAUAACAUCUACGCUUGGCAGACGGAGCCGAUGGAGUCCAGAGACAAACUGGAUUUCAGGCACCACAACUACAAGGAGAUGAGAAAGUUGAUGAAAUCGGUGAACGAGGCGUGUCCUGACAUCACCCGCAUCUACAGCAUCGGGAAGAGCUACGCGGGUCUGAAGCUCUACGUCAUGGAGAUCUCUGAUAACCCAGGAAAGCACGAACUGGGAGAACCAGAGUUCCGUUAUGUCGCAGGGAUGCACGGGAACGAGGUGGUGGGCCGGGAGAUUCUUCUCAAUCUGAUGGAGUACAUGUGCCACGAGUACAAACAAGGCAACCAGCGCAUCGUCCACCUGAUCAAAGAGACUCGUAUCCACCUCCUGCCCUCCAUGAACCCCGACGGAUAUGAGAUAGCCUUUAAAGAGGGCUCGGAGAUGGCAGGUUGGGCCACUGGACGUUACAGCUACGAAGGUAUUGACAUGAACCACAAUUUUGCUGACCUCAAUUCUGGGAUGUGGACCGCCAUCGAGCUGGAGACGGACCACUCUAAACUCAUCAACCACUACUUUCCCAUCCCUGAGAGAUACACCUCAGAGGAGGCCUUUGUGGCAUCAGAAACUCGAGCUGUCAUCAACUGGAUGCAGAACAUCCCAUUUGUUCUAAGUGCCAACCUCCAUGGUGGAGAGGUGGUGGUCACCUACCCGUAUGACAUGACCAAGGACUGGGCGCCUCGCGCGCACACACCCACUCCUGACGAGAGCUUCUUCCGCUGGUUGGCCACGGCGUACGCCAGCACCAAUCAGAUGAUGUCCAACCCAGACCGGCGGCCGUGCCACAACAGGGACUUCCUCAGAUACAACAACAUCAUCAACGGAGCCGACUGGCACAACGUACCAGGAAGUAUGAAUGAUUUCAGUUACCUGCAUACCAACUGUUUUGAGGUGACGGUGGAGUUGUCCUGCGAUAAAUUUCCUCACGCCAGCGAGCUUCCUACUGAGUGGGAGAACAACAGAGAGUCUCUGCUGGUUUACAUGGAGCAGGUCCACAGAGGAAUUAAAGGUGUGGUUCGGGAUAAAGACACAGAAGCCGGUAUCGCAGACGCCAUCAUCAAGGUUGAAGAUAUUGAUCAUCACAUCAGAUCAGUGGCUGAUGGUGACUACUGGCGACUGCUGAACCCUGGUGAGUACCGGGUGACAGCCAGCGCAGAGGGCUACUUCCCCUCCUCCCGCACCUGCCAGGUCAUGUACGACUUCUACCCCACCAUCUGUGACUUCCGCCUCACCAAGAUGCCCAAGCAGAGGCUAAAGGAGAUUUUGGCGAAGGGGGGAAAACUCCCCAAGGACCUGCAGCUCCGGCUGCGCCAGCUACGUCUCCGUAAACUCCGCGUCACCACCAAAGCCAUCAACCGGAGGCGUGCUGCUGCUGCCAAAAGGGCGAAGAAGGUGUGAUGAUGAUGAUGACGAUGAUGAUAAUGGAGGAUAAUCUGAGAACAAAGCAGGACUUAGUUCAGUUCACUCUGGGUUCAAAAACAACCUAUCUUCACUGGAGUCAUGUCAGUUUUUUAUUUUUUUUUUAAGUUGUUAUUUAUCCAGGACAAGACAGCUGGGCACCAUGCUUCAGCAAAACACAAUGUUUUUACACAUGUAAACAGUUAUGAACAGUUUCAUCCUCUGCUGUGGAGCAGCAGAGCAACUGAGGAAACAGUUUAUGGUUGAUGUUAAAGGACAUGACUGGCAAUUUUCUAUAUUUUUCUUCAACAAAUCUCAUGUGCAGAGCCAAACCAACAAUGAAUUUAUCCUACU
Thunnus maccoyii (southern bluefin tuna) is the source of this 2951-nucleotide messenger RNA. Its product is annotated as probable carboxypeptidase X1. Gene Ontology annotation, molecular function: zinc ion binding; metallocarboxypeptidase activity. Bases 192 to 2597 code for a protein of 801 amino acids. Gene Ontology annotation, biological process: proteolysis. The transcript is spliced from 15 exons. The record is from RefSeq and is a predicted model, not a curated record. NCBI's taxonomy places the organism in Eukaryota, Metazoa, Chordata, Actinopteri, Scombriformes, Scombridae.